Messenger RNA from Geodia barretti, 632 nucleotides. The record is from the annotation of a GenBank genome assembly. NCBI's taxonomy places the organism in Eukaryota, Metazoa, Porifera, Demospongiae, Tetractinellida, Geodiidae.
UUGGCGGCAAAAUCGCGGGAAACCAUCCUUUCCGACAUUCUCUCAAGGGCCAAGAAAAAGGCGAAGAAAGCAGUUGAAAAUGGUGAGGACCAAGGCAUCCAACGCUGCACCAGCUGCCACAAGAAAAGCCGUGGCGGCUCGAGCACCGCGGAAGACGGUGAGUGUACCUCGGCCAGUGUCCUCCCCCUCAUCUGGCGGCGGGAAGUCGAGGAAAGGGAAGUCAGCCAUCGGAGGGAACCCGGCGAAGCUGUGGCCGACGCCAGACUGGCAGAAAGGAAUUGGGAGUUUCCUGAAGGGAGCAGAGGGAGGGAUAGUGGUGGACCAGGAGGAGCCAGGCCCCAGCAGAGACGUCAUCACACAGGAAGAAGAGGAAAUGGAGAUGGAAGAGACCACACCCUCUGGGCCGGGGUCCUCGGGCGGGGUGGGCGUGGCUCUUCUAGACAGCUCCAUCGCCCAGCUCAACAGUGAUGAUGAAGACAGCGACUGAACUAUUCACACCCUCCCUCCACCCCUCACAUCCUCACACUGUUCCCCAUUACCCCACCCCCUCGCUCAAUUGUCUUGUAUGAUAAAUUGGAAUUUUAUCACAUUUAUUUUUGUCUAUAAAUACUAACAAAGUUGGUCCAGUGGGU